UAAAACGAUUUAGUAUACAAUCUUCGUUUGCACUUAUCAUUUUGCUUAAAACCUCACCGAGAAUCGCACCUCUUUGAGAAUCGAUACGAGAAUCGGUAUUUUAUAUUCGUUUUUUAAUAUCGAUUAUUUUGCGUUGCGAUUAUUUUUGUUUUUUUUUCUGCUUAAUUUGUGUUUGUGUUUCACCUGUUUUUUUUGGGAUAAUGGCUGUUAAAAUGACUUCGCUGAACUCAAUAGUGUGCAUUCUGCUAGUGCUGUGCCUGGCGGUGCUCGUCCGGGAAUCAAACGCGCGACCCCCGUGGCUGGCGCCCGGCAGCGGAGUGUUUACCGAGUCCGCUGAAUGUCAUACUGAUGAUGAGCUACUAGACCUUUGCCAGAGAUGCGCCAAGCUCACCAAGUCCAAACUGGCAUAUCCAGCAUGUUGCUCCACAGAUCUUCAAGCCAGAAAGUGGUGUUCUGACUACGUAUAUUUCGGCAGAGGUCAAUAUGACUUCUACUGACCAACAAAUAGUCAUUAAGUAGUCAUAAGUUUGACUUUAGGAGUGGUAGAUUGACUGACCUUUUGACAAAAGGUGAAGAAGGCGUUUUGCAUUUAAUUUAAGUAGCAACUUUGUUACUGAUAAUGUCUUCUUUUAAGUAUUUUUUGGACGUAAUGGAGGGCGGUCUUUGAAAAUAUUUUUGUGCUAGAAUUAUCUGAAUAGCUUUUACUGUUACCAGAAAAAUUAAGGCAAGAAACUAGGUGAAAAUGUGUUUUAUAUAUUGCGAUUGGUCUUGACACUAAUUUCGUUUAUUUCUUGUUUGAAACUUUUCCAUAUUUUUUUCCUCAAAUUGAGUAAUUUUCAAGUCAAAUGAUAUUUAUAAGAAUUUCUUUCAAAGAUCCGCUAUUCUAAAUAAGUCCAAGUUUUGAAAAACUGCGUCGUCAGUCAUACCGAACUAAAUAAGUAUGUAUUUUAUACACUAAAAUGUAGUUAUUUUUAUAACAAAUGUUGUACAUAAUUAUAGUGAAUAAGCUAGGUGUAAUUUAAGAGAGAAGAAGCAUUUAAAUCGCAUAGACAGACACACAUACAUAGGUACAUUUUGAAUUUAUUGAAAUAUAUUUCUCAAUGUGAGACCAUCUUGUAAUAAUCAUAAGGAUCAACUAAAAAAAUGAGAACUUUCUUAGAAAAUUUUCUUUUAACUUUCUACAUGUUUUUAGAACUUUGCAACCUUUCACAAAAAUUUACUGCCUGUAAUGGUCUCGACCUGCAUUGUAAAAAUAUUCCUAUUUUGUUUUGAAGAGAUUAAUCAGCAUAGUUAGAGGAUGAGACAUUAGUUAGUAAAUAUGUCUAGAACCGCUAAUUACUGUUAUGUAUUACAUAUAUCCGUGUGGUCACUGGACUAAACAUUAAUUAAUAUUAAUUAUCAUUAAGCUAAUUGGCAACCUUUGCGCAGCCGUGCGAAUUGUGAUUCAUACACAAACAUGUGAUUUAUAAACAUGAUUACUAAAAUAUGUAUGUGAAACUAAAAUUUCAAAUAUUUUAGGAUUUUAUUUUAGUUUUCACUAAAAUAAACUACUUCAUCAGAUAUAUUGUUAAAUAGAAAAAAAAUGCGAAAUUGAAUCUGAAUUGGAUUCAAAAAUUGAAGCUGUGAUAAAAAUGUAAAUAUUUCUUUUAAUGUGUAAUGUUGUAAAUAUUAUUUAUGUAAGUGUGCAAUUUAAACGUCUGAAGUGAAGAAGUAACUAAGAAUAUAAGAUUUUAAGUAUCUAAGUAAAUAAAGUAAAAUUACUUUUUACUGAUAUGAA
Molecule: messenger RNA, 1777 nt
Organism: Helicoverpa armigera (cotton bollworm)
Lineage: Eukaryota; Metazoa; Arthropoda; Insecta; Lepidoptera; Noctuidae
Exons: 3
Coding region: 201-497 (98 amino acids)
Source: RefSeq, a predicted model, not a curated record